This is a messenger RNA of Notothenia coriiceps (black rockcod), 1663 nucleotides long. Its product is annotated as prostacyclin synthase-like. The coding region runs from base 105 to 1565 and encodes 486 amino acids. NCBI's taxonomy places the organism in Eukaryota, Metazoa, Chordata, Actinopteri, Perciformes, Nototheniidae. Gene Ontology annotation, molecular function: oxidoreductase activity, acting on paired donors, with incorporation or reduction of molecular oxygen; monooxygenase activity; iron ion binding. The transcript has 10 exons. Gene Ontology annotation, biological process: prostaglandin biosynthetic process. The record is from RefSeq and is a predicted model, not a curated record.
UGACGGAGAGGACUGUGACGUAGUAGCUCUGGCUCAUAAUAAAGCCAUGUGAGAGCAGACAGGACUCCAUUGACUCAGAGCAGCGAGGAAGGUAAACACACGAGAUGAUCUGGACUAUUUUUCUGAUUUUCCAAGCUGUCCUGCUUUAUUUCCUUCUCACACACAGAUCGAGAUCCAAGAGCGAUCCUCCUCUAGACAAAGGAAUUAUCCCCUGGUUAGGCCAUGCACUUGAGUUUGGAAAAGAUGCUUCCAAGUUCUUGGACCGAAUGAAGCAGAAACAUGGCGACAUUUUCACAGUGCGUGCUGCUGGACGUUAUGUGACGGUGCUGCUGGAUCCUCACUCGUACGACGCGGUCAUCAAUGACUCAGACUCCCUGGACUUCACUCGCUAUGCACAGGUGCUCAUGGAGAGGAUCUUCAACCUGCGGCUCCCUCAUCAUCAGCCGUCUAAUGUUUCAGCCUUGAUGAAAAAGCACUUCAUGGGAGUGAAUUUGGCCGCACUGAACAGCACCAUGAGCAGACACCUGCAGGCCUCGCUGAAAACUGAGAUGCCUCAGAACCAGAAAGACUGGAAAGAGCAGGGACUAUUCAACCUCUCCUACAGCCUACUUUUCAAGGCGGGGUACCUGUCGCUGUUCGGAGGGGAACAGAACAACAACGGCACAGAUCCCUCCAGCGUCUAUGAGGAGUACAAGAAGUUUGAUGGCCUCUUGACUAAAAUGGCGAGAGGCACACUGAAGCCAGAGGAGAAGAGGGCAGCCCAGAGUGUGCGGCAAAGACUGUGCGGGCUCCUGGCUCCAGCAGGUCUGACUCAGGACUCGGGGGCCAGCCCCUGGCUCCACGCCUACAGGAGGCUCCUGCAGGAGGAUGGGGCCGACGAGGAGACGCAGAGGAAAGCUGUGCUGAUGCAGCUGUGGGCCACACAGGGCAAUGUUGGUCCGGCUGCAUUUUGGCUGUUGGGCUACUUAUUGACAAACCCUGAAGCUCUGACAGCGGUGAAGAACGAGUUCAGCGCUAUCUCAACGAUGGAGACCUCAGAGACCUCAUUACUGGACACACCUGUGAACACCCCUGUGUUUGAUAGCGCCUUAGAGGAAACCCUUAGACUCACUGCUGCCCCCUUCAUCACCAGAGAGGUAGUGCAGGAAAAAACCCUCAACAUGGCUGAUGGCCAACAGUACCUGCUAAGGAAAGGAGACCGGGUGUGUUUGUUCCCCUUCAACAGCCCUCAGAAGGACCCAGAGAUUCACCACGAGCCACAGAAAUAUAAGUACGAUCGCUUCCUGAAUAAAGAUGGCUCCGUGAAGAGAGAUUUUUAUAAAGGCGGGAGAAGGCUAAAAUAUUACACCAUGCCAUGGGGCGCAGGGGCCAAUGGCUGCGUGGGAAAGAAGUUUGCCAUCAACACCAUCAGACAGUUUGUUUACAUGGUGUUGACGAACUACGAUUUGGAGCUCUCUGAUCCAAAUUCUCAGAUACCGGAGGUAAAUGCCAGUCGUUAUGGAUUUGGGAUGCUUCAACCAGAAAGAGACUUGCUUGUCCGAUACAGACCUAGAAAUACACACUAGGAAUAUAAAAGCAAUCAAAACACGGAUCUUUAAAGCACAUUUCAACAAAUUCACAUUGUUUAUAUGUCAAUAUGCCCCUUUGUACUUUUGUAUCUUUU